Messenger RNA from Polyodon spathula (Mississippi paddlefish), 6764 nucleotides. RefSeq names its product interleukin 17 receptor D (gene il17rd). The transcript has 13 exons. NCBI's taxonomy places the organism in Eukaryota, Metazoa, Chordata, Actinopteri, Acipenseriformes, Polyodontidae. The coding region runs from base 20 to 2164 and encodes 714 amino acids. Gene Ontology annotation, molecular function: interleukin-17 receptor activity. The record is from RefSeq and is a predicted model, not a curated record.
UCUGUAUGGACUGCGCAGGAUGGCACGGAGACCGCAGCUUCUUACUUUAUUUGUGUCGCUCAACUUAUUUUUUAAUUGCAACGGAAUAUCUCCUACGGUCAGUUCAAAGAAGCUGGCAUCCGAAACAUGUGGGCGGCAGGCGAUGACUUCUGGCAACAAGAUCUCAGGACCGACUGGGGGAGUCACCUUCAGAUAUGAAAACUGCACUCUUAAUAGGAGUGGAAUUGGGAAACACGCCAUUGAUGGAGUGAAGAACGUCAGCUUCAGCCAGGGGGCGUGUGAGGAGCAGGUGGCUGUGACUGUCCACUGGACCCCCAGCCCCCUCGGUAUUGAGCACGUCCGGAGCUUCCGGGUGAUCAUCGAGGAAAAGCAGCUGGAAGGGAAGCAAUGCCAGUACCUGAUUUUGAAAGACCCGCGGCAGCUGAACUACACCUUCCGGAGUGCGAAAAUGGAUUCUCAGCCGUUUUUCAAUCUGAAGUUUGAGACAGACUAUAUGGUAAUGAUUGUGCCUUAUCCUUCCUCCAAGAACGAAAGCAACUACCCCCCCUUCUUCUUCAAAACCAAAACUUGUGAAAUGCUGCUGCAGUCUGAUAAUCUCGCCUGCAAACCCUUCUGGAAGCCCAAGAGCCUGAAUAUUUCCCAGCAGGGCCCCAACCUGCAUGUGAGGUUUGACCAGGCGCCGUUAAGCUUUGGUUUCAGCCUGUAUUACCUGCAGUACAAGAUGAGCGCCGGCGGCUCCUACAAGCAGAAGGCUUGCAGACCGGCAUACAGCACUGCCUUCACCACCUGUGUUCUCCCAGAUGUCACUCCAGGGUACUACACAAUUGAGCUUGCUGAUAAUAACAACACCACAAGAAAGAGUGCUCACUACAACGUGAAUCAAGUACACUCCCUUUGGGCCGGGCCUAUCAGGGCAGUGGCUAUCACUGCCCCCCUGGUCAUCUUGUCUGCCUUCGCCACGCUCUUCACUGUCAUGUGUCGCAAGAAACAACAAGAGAAUAUCUACUCCCAGCUGGAUGAGGAGAGCUCAGAGUCCUCUCCUCAGACCUCCGCUCUGCACGUGGAGAGGCCCUGGCCCCGGCCCAAAGUCUUUAUCUGCUACUCCAGCGAGGAUGGCCCCAAGCACAGCACUGUCAUCCAGCACUUUGCAUACUUCCUGCAGGACUUGUGUGGGUGUGAGGUGGCCCUGGACCUGUGGGAACACCUGGAGAUCUGCAAGGAGGGUCAGAUGGAGUGGCUGAGCCGGCAGAUCAGCGAGGCUCACUUCAUCAUCACCGUGUGCUCCAAGGGCAUGAAGUACUGCGUGGAGAAGCGCAGGAACCGCCAGGGGAGCGGGGCGGGGCGCCAGCUCUUUGUGGUGGCCGUGUCUCUGAUCGCAGAGAAGCUGAGGCAGGCGCGGCAGAGCUCCCAGGACCUGGCCCCCUUCCUGGCGGUCUACUUCGACUACUCCCGUGAGAGCGACAUCCCCGCUGUGCUGGACCUGGCCACCAAGUACAAGCUGAUGGAGCAGCUGCCCCAGCUGUACUCCCGGCUGCACUCACAACACCCGAGCCUGCCUGAGCGCGAGCCCCAGCCCUGCAUCAGCAAGAGGAACUACUUCCGCAGCCAGGCCGGCCGCGCGCUCUACCUGGCCAUCUGCAACAUGCACCAGCUCAUAGAGCAGCAGCCCGACUGGUUCGAGAAGCAGCUGAUGCCAGCGCCCCCUCCCGCUCCCCCCGCUUCCGCUCUGCUGCAGGAGCGCUUUGACUCGGGGCUGGGGCUGAACGAGGUUCUGGUCCGGCAGCCUGCAGAGAGCCCCUACCCCCUCGUCCAGAGGCUGGGGGCGAGGGGGGAGAUAGAGUCGCCCGGACCCCAGGACGGAUGCACUGUUUUGAGGCCGCUGCUCCACGCACCUGAGUCUGGGGGUCCCUCUGAUAUGCCCAGGGACUCGGGGAUCUACGACUCCUCUUCAGUGCCCUCCUCCUCGCUUUCCAUCCCUUUGAUGGAAGGGCUCUCCACUGACCAGGCAGACACCUCCUCAAUCACAGGGAGCGUCUCCUCCUCCUCGGGGCUGGGUGAUGAGGAGCCCCCUGUUCUGAGCUCCACAGUCCCCAGUGUGUGUAAAGCCGAGCUCCACCACAGCCACUUACAAAGUGAAGGACUGCAGUCCGUCGCACCUCUGUAGUGCCGCACCACCCUGGACUUGCAUUGCCACUUUACUGCCUGACCCGCCACCCUCUCAGAGCAGAGAGAAGACAGCCGUCCUGCUUCACACCCCCUACCAGAAGAGGCACUCCAGAAGCUGUGAAUCCAACAGCCACUCAUUCACUUCACUAAUGGAGCUUCACAAGCAGCUUGGAGAUACGGGAUAGCUCUCCUACAGGCUAGUCUAAGGUUUCAGGGGGUCUAGACUGCGUUGCUGGAGAAAAGGUGUUGAUCACAGACAGACAGGUCCUAGCUAAUACAACUUCUUGAAAACAAUGAAUGCACAGCGCCCCCUGUUUUAACAAUGUGCGUCACGUCCUAUGGCAGCUGCACGUACCGAAUUCAAGAGCUCUCCCUUUCUCUCUGUGACUCGUUCCUUUGCUCCCUCAUUGCUUGUCUCUAGUCCCCUUGUCACUGCUUAACCACCUUGUAUCAAAAGCCUAUGUCGUUGAAACUGAAAUGGAUCAUCUUAAACUUCACCAUUUUAUACUGAUCAAGGAUUGGAAGUGUGGUGUAUUACUAUAUACUUUAAUGCUAUUCAUUUCAUUUUCAUAUAAGUGGGUUCAUAUAGUAAACUGAUGCAUCCUUUAUUGCCACAUGUUGCUUUCAAGCACUAUACUGUUUGUUUUGCUGAUAGACAGUUUCUAUUUCAUUUAAUUUUUUUCUGUGACAUGCCCCGAGAGUUUGCUUACUGACUACUAUGAGAAGAUGCAGCUGUAGGGGGAGCCAGAAACAAACACUUUGGGUUAGAUUACGGAAAAUUUAAAUGUUUAAAGAAAAACAGUUUGUUGCCAGAGAAGUGCGAAUUUUUGAAUAGCGAGUAAACCCUUUGUCUCCUGGCCCCCCCACUUGCUGCAGUUAAGCAGCUGUUUUGGAUCCAGGUACAGUGUGAAUCUGUGUUGUGACUGCUGCAUCACAGAUAGGGAGUCUACAGCACAGUCACACCAGGGCUCAGAAGUACUCUGUAUACCGGCAGGGGCUCCACAAUGAAAAGGGUUCAACGCUUUGCUUAACGUGGUCUGGUGUUAAUGGCAAGUUUACUCCCUAAACAAAUGCAUCAAUACAUUAUACCCUCUUGAUUUACAUAAUAUAUCAUGUAUUAUCUGUAUUAGCCAGUGAUACACAUUCUUAAUCAUUAAUGAUUAGUGUUUCUGCACCUGUGGAUAUUGGUUAUGUUUAAUGAAGUCAUAUCACAAUGUUUUACCUGUGUGGUACAGCGCUGAAUUAUUUUGAUACAGAAAUGUCCAUAUUUGUCCCAGCUCAACUAAUUAUUGACAGUAUGAAUCAAGAUUCUGAAAUGAUGCUUCUUGCCUUAUUAGCUCCAAGCAACAUUAAUAAUAAUAAUAAUAAUAAUAAUAAUAAUAAUAAUAAUAAUAAUUACAGAAUUUAAUUCAGGAUAUGAAUUUGUUUCAAAUACAAGAUCUAGAAUGAACAGUUGCCCUUUCCUGGUACCUUCCCACGUCCUGUGCUGUAGGUCAGUUUUACUCCAGUGGUGUCUGCAUACCUGGAAGCAGGCUUUUUUUUUUGUUUGUUUAUUAUAUCUCAAAUUUAAGUAAAAUAAAAGCUAUCCCAUUAAAAGAUCAAGUUAUAAGGUAGUGCUAACAGGCAGGAGGAAAACCGAUUUGAAACCCUUGGGAAGCGAACAGUAAAGCAGGAUGUUCAGUGACAAUGCAGCGUUGGUGCAGGAUCGUGAAUCUCAGACACUGGCAAGCCAACUUUCUGAUCAUCACAGUAUAAGUAUUAGAACAGAGCCAACAUCACCACAAAACAUCUUACUAUUAUUUUGGCUCGUCGAUGUAGCGAUUUUGAUGGAGAGGGGUGAAAUUGCAUCUGCUGUAGAUGUGACCCCAGUGUGAAAUGAAGGAUCUAGACCCUGUUCCAAGGGGAAUGGCUGGGCGCUAAGAGUCCAAAGCGAGUGUAUGUUCGUACAGCCUAGUUUAAACAUUGCUGUUAACAGAAUGGGUUCUUUCAGAUCGGCACAAUCUAAUUGUGCGCUAUCGGGAUCACAGCCUGUGUUUCUGCGUGAAGUCGUCUUUUUUUGUUUUGGCUUUUAUUUUUAACCAUUUUUAUUAGUUUGACUGAUUUUAUAAAGUGUCAAUCUUUUUAAAGAGCUGUAUGCUGUAUCUAUCCUGGGCCAGGGCUAGGGCUGUAUGCUGUAUCUAUCCUGGACCAGGGCUAGGGCUCUAUGUUGUAUAUGUCCUGGGCCAGGGCUAGGGCUCUGUGCUGUAUCUAUCCUGGGCCAGGGCUAGGGAUGUAUGCUGUAUCUGUCCUGGGCCAGGGCUAGGGCUGUAUGCUGUAUCUAUCCUGGGCCAGGGCUAGGGCUGUAUGCUGUAUCUAUCCUGGGCCAGGGCUAGGGCUGUAUGCUGUAUCUAUCCUGGACCAGGACUAGGGCUGUAUGCUGUAUCUAUCCUGGGCCAGGGCUAGGGCUGUAUGUUGUAUCUGUCCUGGACCAGAGUUAGUUGAAAUGUGCUGAAUAGUUGUUGCAGAUUUUUUUUUUAAGUGCUUAUUUUAUUACAAUUUUUUUUGUCUGAUUUUAUUAUUUUAUUUAUUCUUUUUAGUACAACUCUUUCUUAUAGUAGAUGCGUAUUUAUAAUGUAAUUCCUACUGCAAAAUUAACACUGGGGGUGGAGUUGGGGGCAUGGUGAAUUAAUCAGAUUGCUUUUAAUGAGAUCAAUUAGAAAAAUCUUACCCAUUGCAUAUUGUUUAGAAAACUAAAGAUUUUAAACUUAAAUCAAGAAUACAGUCAUUCCUGAACACAAACCUUUAACUCCUGAUUUAUACAGCUAUCAUAGAGGUAAAGAAGGCAGAAUCACUCAAGAGCAUGUUUUUAUUAACUUCAGACUCUGUUUACUUCUGAUUUUAAAAAUGAUUUCAGUAACUGAGCUAAAGUUUAGUCAACUGGACCCAAUUCAUGGCAGUGCGACAAGAUCCUUCUAUAUCCUUGUAAGAUUGCACUGCAGUGAGGUGGAGGUUUACAGUGAGGGUAGAGGGCAGUGGAGAGCAACUCUCAUUGAUCCAUGAAAAUGUGCUGAAUUAAUCCAAGGCUUCACUUCUCCAUAACUCCCAUUAACAUACAGCGGCAGCACCAUGGGGUCUGUUCAGUAGCAGACAUGGGGUCUAGAAACACCAUGGGGUCGAGACAGUAGCAGGUCUAAAUAUCGCCACGAACAUAAUUGAAACGUGAGAGCCAAGGUUCUGAUAACCGACCCUCUGAUAGGGAGGGGGUUGCAUUUCUGUCUGUAUGGAAACAACCCUCUGAUAGGGUGGGAGUGCAUUUCUGUCUGUAUGGAUCUCAAUACUUUGUCGAUUCCUUUGCUUUCCUCUUCUGUGACACAUAUAAUAAACACCACCAGACACCUUGGAGAUAUGUGUGGGCACCCUUCUACCUUUACACAGGAAGUGAACGUGGAGAGGAACACUACAUUAAACUCAUAAUGUUGUGGCUGGACAAACAGGCUUCCUAACAAACAGCUUGUGAGCAGCGUGUUCUGCUACAGAGUGGUGACAUUGUUAUUCAAGCCUUGGUUAUAACACCUUGCAGUUGAUUAAUAGUGUUCUGUCACAGUUACAGGACAGUCUCCUCUUCCUGUUUCCUGCUCUUUGAUUAAGUGUCCUGUUACAGGACAGUCUCUGCUUCCCCUUUCUUGCUGUUUGAUUAAUAGUGUCCUGUCACAGUUACAGGACAGUCUCUGCUUCCCCUUUCCUGCUGUUUGAUUAAUAGUGUCCUGUUACAGGACAGUCUCUGCUUCCCCUUUCUUGCUGUUUGAUUAAUAGUGUCCUGUCACAGUUACAGGACAGUCUCUGCUUCCCCUUUCCUGCUGUUUGAUUAAUAGUGUCCUGUUACAGGACAGUCUCUGCUUCCCCUUUCCUGCUGUUUGAUUAAUAGUGUCCUGUCACAGUUACAGGACAGUCUCUGCUUCCCCUUUCUUGCUGUUUGAUUAAUAGUGUCCUGUCACAGGACAGUCUCUGCUUCCCCUUUCCUGCUGUUUGAUUAAUAGUGUCCUGUUACAGGACAGUCUCUGCUUCCCCUUUCCUGCUGUUUGAUUAAUAGUGUCCUGUUACAGGACAGUCUCUGCUUCCCCUUUCCUGCUGUUUGAUUAAUAGUGUCCUGUUACAGGACAGUCUCUGCUUCCCCUUUCUUGCUGUUUGAUUAAUAGUGUCCUGUUACAGGACAGUCUGUGCUUCCCUUUCCUGCUCUUUGAUUAAUAGUGUCCUGUUACAGUUAUAGGACAGUCUCUGCUUCCCCUUUCCUGCAAUUGAUUAAUAGUGUCCUGUCACAGUUACAGACAGUCUCCGCUUCCCCUUUUCUGUUCUUUGAUCUGGCCGCACACUGCAUUAUGUGAAAUCUGUAUCUCGCAUGACCUUGUUUGAUGUUUUAUAAUUGAAUUGCUAGCAAGAAAAGAAGCACCCUUUGUAUUUUUUCUUCCAUCAUCGGUACUUUUUGGUACUUUGCAAACCCUUUUUGGAUGUUAUUAUUCUUAUAGUUUAAAUAACUAGAGAUGACAUUUCUACAUUAUAUAAACACGUUGUACUGUUUUAUAGUACCUGAUGCAAUGAAUAAAUCCAGCUGUUAAAAUCGA